CACACCUGUUGUUGCUGAGGAUUCCCCGGGAACACAGUCAUGGGCAUCUGCGUCACUGUUGCUUGAGGGAAUCUGUGCGUCUGUGCAGCUGUUAUCUGGUGGUGGCCUCAGUGAAUGUUACAGUAGAAGUUGACCUGCCUGUUGAGGGUAGAGGAGGGAGAUGUCAUCCUACUACCCACGCACCAAGGACCUGACUCGCACCAGAAAGUCACUGACAGAUUCACCACCGUCCUCUCCGUCCCCUACAGACAAAAACUACAGACAUGAAAGACUGUCAAGAUAUGACUCCAGUGGAGAGAGUGCAACGGACAAACCACUGGGCCGCACCAGCUCGUACACAAGGAGAGAGACGAGACUGGCUGCUCUGAAUAGACAAGAACAAGACUCCACUACCAAAGACUAUAAGAAGAUGUAUGCAGAAGCUUUGCACGAGAAUGAAAGGCUCAAGUCCAGGUUGCAGGACAGCAAACAAGAACUGGUCAAGAUACGUUCCCAGCUGGAGAAAGUCACUCAGAGGCACGACAGGAUAUCAGAGAGGUCUACAGUACUUGAAUCGGAGAAAAGGGAAAAACAAGCUCUUGAGAAAAGAGUGUCAGACAUGGAGGAGGAGUUAAAGAUCUUAACAGAGCUCAAGUCAGACAACCAGAGGCUAAAGGAUGAGAACGGGGCGCUCAUUCGAGUCAUCAGCAAACUGUCCAAAUGAAAAGAUAUCUGAACGGUCCUGUUCUGUGUCCAUGGAUGCUCCAACCCUGAAAUGGCAGUUUAUUUAUCCAUGAUACCCCAAGUUGUGACUCCUCUCUGAGUAAUGGUGAUGGGCCGUUUGAGCUGCAUUGCAAAAAUAAAUUCCCAUUGGGACUGGUGAAGAUCUAAAGAGAAGUGUUCCGAAGUUUGAGGCAAAUUUUCACGGUGUAUGACGGAGUUACAGUAAUUGUUUCUACUUGAUUAGUUAUUCUUACUUUGUAAUAUAGAGUAUUUCACAUUAACCAAAUAGGGACCAGUUGUACUGUUUGACUGGCAUUUCAAGACCCAGUUCAAACAAACCCAGGGGUUUGCAUGAAGAUACUGAUAUAAUACCCACACAUCACAUUGAGACAUCACGUUUGUUGCUACAUUGUGCACUGCAUAAAAGUAUUUUAAUGUUGUCUUAUUUAUGAAAGAUGAGAGAAGCCAAUUAUGGUAUUGAUUUUUUUAAACUACUGAAAUAAUCAUGCCAUAUCUGGGUUAAACAUGGGGAAAGUGGCUGGAGUCUCAAGGCCCCAAAAGCCAGUUUGGCAUGGCUAUACAUUUGGAAAAUCAAUAUGUUAAUUUGAAUAUAUGAUCAAAGGGGUAAAAUGAAGCCUUGCAAAUUACAAACUAACAAAGGAGCUUCGGUUCCAGAGAAAAUUAUGUGAGCCUCCCAUGAAGUGACAACAACCAGCAGAGAAGCGUUGCAAGAUGCAAUAUUUGCGCAAAACUCAGGCGGCAUUGAAAUGAAGUAUAAAAUCUGUUCUAUCAUCUCUGAGAGAAGGUGUUUGAAAUACGGUAGCUGCAAACUUUUCAUUUCCUCCAUAAAAACGAUAUUAAAGGUUCUGUAAACGACCGUCACUGCCACUAGAUAAGG
Messenger RNA from Seriola dumerili (greater amberjack), 1600 nucleotides. RefSeq names its product protein phosphatase 1 regulatory subunit 12B-like. The transcript is spliced from 7 exons. The record is from RefSeq and is a predicted model, not a curated record. Gene Ontology annotation, cellular component: Z disc; cytoplasm; A band. Lineage: Eukaryota; Metazoa; Chordata; Actinopteri; Carangiformes; Carangidae. The coding region runs from base 161 to 703 and encodes 180 amino acids. Gene Ontology annotation, molecular function: enzyme inhibitor activity; protein kinase binding; phosphatase regulator activity.